Messenger RNA from Lolium perenne, 2068 nucleotides. The record is from RefSeq and is a predicted model, not a curated record. NCBI's taxonomy places the organism in Eukaryota, Viridiplantae, Streptophyta, Magnoliopsida, Poales, Poaceae.
UCAUGGGAGCAACAGCGGUGAUGAAGAUGGCGGUGGAGAUGGCAGCGGUGUCGAUGGAGAAGCCUUCCGGGGGCACUUCCCCGCUCCGGCGGCGUGCCGGAACAGAGACUCCUGUCCCCCAGAUCUUGGCGUCGCGAUGGCGGCGGCUCUGGAAGGUUUCUGUGGUUUUCGCCAAUCGUAUCAGGGUUUUCGAUCCAGGGGCUUUAUAUAGGCGAAGAGGCGGCGCAGGAGGGUCGAAGGGGCGACGACACCAUAGGGCGGCGCGGCCAGGGCCUGGGCCACGCCGGCCUAGGGUCUUGGGGCCCAGUGCCCCCCCUCUGGUCCUUCCCGGGUGUUCUGGAUGCUUCCGGUGAAAAUAGGAACUUGGGCGUUGAUUUCGUCCGAUUCCGAGAAUAUUUCGUUACUAGGAUUUCCGAAACCAAAAACAGCUAGAAACAGGAACUGGCACUUCGGCAUCUUGUUAAUAGGUUAGUUCCAGAAAAUGCACGAAUAUGACAUAAAGUGUGCAUAAAACAUGUAGAUAACAUCAAUAAUGUGGCAUGGAACAUAAGAAAUUAUCGAUACGUCGGAGACGUAUCAUGCAUCCUGUAGCUAAGUUCAAGUCAAGAUUAACUCUUCAUUUGCCUGAAAACCGUGCACCGGAUCUUUGCCAAUCUGAUCUUAUAUCCCCCAUUGGCCGUUUGAGUUUGUCACCUUCUGCACGUGUCAAGGAAGCUAGCAAGGUACAGGUUACCUCUGCAAUUCAGAAGUUGGUAUCAAAACCAUCUGAGGGAAGCAAAGAAGCUCCAAUCCGUGUUGGCGACACCACGCCCAAAACCAUCUUGAAAGCAGAUGACUCCCCUGAAGUUGUAAUCAGCGGUACAUCAACCUUUAAGGAUCGGCAAAAACAACUUGCUGAUGAAGCUGAUGCAGUUUACAACAAAAAGGUGCAUGCCAAAUCCAGUCAUGUCAAUAAUACUUUGAAAACGGGUGGAGCCAACUUGCAAGUUCAGGCAGAAGUUGUUGAGGUAGUAGAUGUUGACAAGUUGAUUCCAAAACGCACACCCAAAGUAAAUGGGUUUGUCACUCUCCAGCCAAAGAAUAGUCUUGUAUUUCCUCUACCAGAGAAUUCACGCUUCCCCGUAUCAGAUGAUGAUAUCAUGCAUUUUUGCGCAAUUGUUGAGUUGGCGUACACUGAUCGAGUUCAGAAGAACUAUGCGUUGGAAUACCAUGGAGUCCACUGCAGUUUUAUAUCCCUUGGUCAGACUCUUAUGCCUGAUGGCCACAUUGACAACUUUCUAAUACCUUGUUUCUGCCGGAAGCUGUUUGAGGAUAACCAUCCUUCGAAAUCUGGGAGACAUUACUUCUUUUCAUACAUAGGAGAAAGCAUACUUGAGUUAUCUAAUCCGAUGCAUGAGAACAUGGUUCGUACUUCAUUCCUUGGUGCUGCUUCUGCUAGCAAAGGCAAAAGACUUGAUUUCUCUGACAGGUUAUUUUUCCCAAUAUGUCAUUUGGAACAUUGGUUUACUUUCGUGGUCGACUUCAAGUUUAAGCUGUUUGCUUUUCUCGAUUCAUUCUAUGGCCCAACUUCUGAUUAUCAGAUUGCAGUUCGUGCUCCUUUAAUUAAAAAAUUUACCACUCUUUGGUAUAAGAUCUUCAACACCGAUGAACCAAAUUUCAAAAAAUUCCAAGUAAUGACUCCGAACAUGCCUAAGCAGGGAAAUGCGCAUGAUUGCGGUGUCUUCCAAAUGAAGGCUCUGGAAGUGUUUGAUCCCACGAAGGACCUCCGCAAAGAGUUCAGUAAAGCUGAUAUUAUUCAUAUGCGUAUUCAGUAUGCGAACCGUCUAUUCUUCCAUAACGGCAACAAAGCUGAUCGUAGCCUAGUUACGAACUACUAUGUUAAGGAUGAUUUUAUCCGCCAGCUCCGUUGGAUGUGGAUGCUCAAUAUUUUUGUGUUGAAGAACAACCUUUUAUGUGUCAUGUUUUUUUCUUUGCUAAUAUAUCAUGUCUUUUGUACAUCAUUGUUGUAAUUAUAUAUGUUCCUUUUCAGAUCGUUCAUAGUUAAUGAACACAACAAAUCUCCUUUUAA